Molecule: messenger RNA, 1668 nt
Organism: Colletotrichum higginsianum IMI 349063
Lineage: Eukaryota; Fungi; Ascomycota; Sordariomycetes; Glomerellales; Glomerellaceae
Product: C6 zinc finger protein
Exons: 2
Coding region: 1-1668 (555 amino acids)
Source: RefSeq, a predicted model, not a curated record
AUGGGGUAUCCUCGCGGCGAAUUGCUAUUGGCCCACGCUCAGAAGUAUCCCAGGCCGUCGACCAAGAGCAACAAGAGACACAUUUCCGUGAGGCCCGGUGUUCCAACAACCGCUUCGCUGUCGUUCCCAACAUUGACCCUCCACAUCCAACUCUGCGCAGAAUCCUCGACAAGAUACCCGUUUUCGCUCAGCUUUCGCACGAGAUGGUUUACAAUGGUCCGAGCAAAGGUUGCCAGAGAUGCAGAGCUCGGCGAAUCAAGAGACAAAACACGUCUCGUCGUGGAUCGGAUUCCCGAAAACCUGUCUCAAGACGUCCUAUCUCGAGCUGUGGAUUACUUCUUCCUCUGUUAUGGUCAUGAUUAUGACCCCCAAGCCACCUGUAGCUUCUUCGACCUGUUACCGGCAAUGUUCGCCAAAGCUAGUGUGGUCUCGCCUCUUUACAAGGCAACCGUGGCAUCUGCCGUUCAAGUUGCCGGCCUGCACAGCCCUCGCCAUGGAGGUGCGGCUAUGGCGCAUGUGGUAUACACCGACGCCGUGUCGAGCACCAGGAAUGCCCUUCGUUGCCCAGAAAGCAGCAAAUCCGACGAGAUGCUACUCACGACGCUGGUGCUCGAGGCCUAUGAAACUACCUUUCGGGUAUUCAGAAGUACGCAGUCGGCCCCAAGACUACCAACACACCUGCUGGGCUCGAUUGCUCUUUUGAAGCAUCGAGGUGUGCUCAAUUACCGGAACUCGCUAUCGUGGCGCUUGCUUAUUGCCACUCGUACCAGGCUACUUCGCCAUGCGUGGCAGAUCAGCAAUGGAAUCACCAACAUUCAAGCAGUCCGCCAAAUCUGGCAGUGCGCUGAAGGAGUCGUCCCGACCGGACCGGCAAUCGAUACAGACACUUUGGCCUUGGAGCUUGCCUGCCUCAGACACGCUUUCUGCAACAAGGAAACCGCCGUAGAAGCAAGUGACGCCCCCAAUCACUGCGCAAACGGGACAAUUCUUAGCAGUGGGCCCGAGAUUGAUGUUCUUCUAUCUCGUGCUAUCCGCCUUGCGGACCAGUGCUCUCAAUGGUACGCAUCGCUUCCACCAGCUUGGCGGCCAAUUGCCGCUGCGGCUCCCAGAGGCGCUGUAUCCAUCCAGUCCAACAACGGCGGCCAAUAUACGCCCCCCACCGUCUUCUCAAAUCUGUUUAUAGCCAACUCGUACAACCGACAUCGAGUCACGGAGCUCGGGGCCCUCUGCCUUGUUAUCAAGGGCCUCGUAGAAAGCGAUACUGCCAAUGAACUGCGAGAUGUACAUUUGCCAUCCUGGCUAAUAUCUCGAGUACAAUCACUCGUCGAUGAUAUCUGCGACACGGUUGAGUUUAUGACUUGUGAUGUCAAGGUGGAUGGCCUGCACAACGUUCAAACCCUAUUGACAUUCACGCUUUCCGAUUCGAGCUCUUCGAUGGGCUCGAACCACACCUCACCAAUUGAAGUCAAGCACGCACGGCAAGUGGCAUCGUCAGGAUUUUACAUGGCUUACAGCACGCUAUCAGCAGUGCUUGAGCUUUUGGGCGGUGGCCUUUCAUACAGGGGUAUGGCUCCCUCCAUGAUGUGCGAGGGGCAGAAGCAGUGGAUUGAGGAACGAAUCACCAAGCUCGGCAGCAUCUUCUCCCCGAAGAUUAGGCGCGCAAUGUGA